Caenorhabditis sp. 36 PRJEB53466 is the source of this 2459-nucleotide messenger RNA. NCBI's taxonomy places the organism in Eukaryota, Metazoa, Nematoda, Chromadorea, Rhabditida, Rhabditidae. The record is from the annotation of a GenBank genome assembly.
AUGACCCCUUUCCCCGCUUCUUUCCGAGGUUCUUCGGAGGAAAAGAGGUAAGGUCAGGCAACGUCACACGUGUGGUGUUGGUGAACACCUAAAAUCGAUAGUGUGCACAGUGUGGCUGUCCGUUGCCCAACACCCGAAGCGAGGGCGCGUCUCGUGGUGUCUGCGCAUGUGAGUUGCCUUCUCUGCGUGUGUGCCCCUUUCUUUUAGGCCCAACCUCUACUCUCUUUUUCAAAUCAAAGCCCGCUGGCCUUCGAUCACCGGGCGAAGGGAAGUGGGAUAAGGGCUACUAGUUUUUCAUUCAUUUCCGCUCUGACUUUUCACUUUUUCCCUCACGGAUAACACUUAACGCAGACUUGUUUACGUCAAUAACUUUAUAUGUCACGAAACGAAAUCAUCGAAUUUCCUGUUUUCAUUCCAGGGUAUCAUGUCCGGCACCGAACUUCAACCUCUCAACGUGACCAAGAAAGACGAGGAAGCCCUCGAGGUCGAGGAAGAGGCCCCGAAAGACAAGGGCAACCUCGUGUUCCUCAUAAUUCUGCUCAAUGGAAUCGGAACGCUCAUGCCAUGGAACAUGCUCAUCACCAUUUCCUAUGACGUGAGCCUCCUAAACCUACAUUUGUAGUACACAAUUGUCCUUUCAGUACUUCGAAUCGUACAAAAUGCUGGCCAACUCAACGAUCGACAUGGAGACAGGAAAAGUGAGCGGAACGCCGACGACCUUCUCCUCCAACUUUCAAAGCUUCCAAACGAUUGCUUCUCAAGUGCCGAACCUUCUUCUCAACCUUCUCAACAUUUUCAUUGUCGUCAAGUAAGGUCUUGGGCGUGUUAUCAGAAAAGAAACAUAGGCAGGCAGGCCAUGCGCGAUAAAGAGAGGUCGACGGAGGACGCGAAUGAUGAAUGUGUUCGGCAGGGGUGAGAGAAAAGAGAGGUUCAAAAGUGUUGUAUGUGACAUGGCAAGAUGUGAUUAAUUUGUUCGCAAGGGUCGAAUCAGAUAGGGCUGGCUGUCAUGAAGAAUUUGAGUUGGUUUGGGGAAUUAAAUUGAGGGGUCUGGUAAAUUUGUGAAGCUGGAAAGAUGUGUUGAGGCGACAAGUUCCAGAAUAUGAUGUUGAUGAGACUUGUGAACAACUGAGAUCCACAAUUUUUCAAUAUUGAGCGCUCUAAAGGCGGUAGCUUCAACCACAAUCUAGUUUCAGAAAUCCAUAAGUUAUUGUUCCAAAAACCUAGCUUUGAAAUCAACUCUGACCCAAACCCACUGUACUUCCUUUGCAGGGGAGGACUCGCCAGCCGUAUCACCGUCGGACUCUCCAUCGUCGCUGUCUGCGUCGUCACCACGAUGGGCUUCAUCUACGUGGACACUAACUCAUGUGAGUGAUAAAGUUCAGGCGCCCUUUUACUUCAGCUCAAACAUCAACUCUCCUCUGCAUUGGAAGCAACUGUUGCCCUUUUUUUGCAGGGCUCACACUCUUCUUCGUGCUCACAAUUGUCACCAUAAUCGUGUUGAAUGGCGCCAAUGGAGUUUACCAGAACAGCAUUUUCGGACUCGCCUCUGAGCUGCCAUUCAAGUACACCAAUGCUGUUAUCAUCGGGAACAACUUGUGCGGAACUUUUGUCACCCUACUCAGCAUGACCACAAAAGCAAUGACCAAGAACAUCCUGGAUCGUUCGUUCGCUUACUUCUCAAUCGCUCUCGUCACCCUCGGAUUGUGCCUCUUCUCCUUCCUGAUUCUCCAGAAGCAGCGUUUCUAUCAAUUCUACAGCACUCGUGCCGCGAGACAACGCUCUAAGAACGAGGAGAGUUCCGAGGGAAAAGGAUUUGCCACGUACGUCGCUACCUUCAAGGAGGCAUUCCCGCAACUCGUCAACGUCUUCCUCGUCUUCUUCGUCACUCUGUCUAUCUUCCCAGGAGUCAUGAUGUACAUCAAGGAUGAGAAGAAGGGCGGAACCUACGAUUUCCCUCUGCCGAGUAAGAAUUCUAAAGAAGUUCGAGUAAAAAUUAUGGAUUUUUUCAGAGAACUACUUCAUGGACGUCACCACUUUCCUUCAGUUCAACGUCUUUGCCUUCAUUGGAUCUAUCGUCGCUGGAAAGAAGCAAUGGGUGGGUUCCGAGCUCUGUCUGAAAGUGAUCUAAUCUUUUUUGUUUUCAGCCAGCCCCGAACCGCCUGUGGAUCCCAGUCUACCUCCGUCUCCUCUACAUCCCGUUCUUCGCUUUCUGCAACUACCUGCCGGAGACUCGUACCCUCCCGGUCCUCUUCGAAUCCACGUGGCUUUUCGUCAUCGUCGGCGCCACCAUGAGCUUCGGAAGCGGAUACUUCUCCGGACUUGCCAUGAUGUACUCCUCGCAAACUGUCGAUGCAUCCCGUGCUCAGGUCGCCGGAAUGAUGGCUGGAUUCUUCCUCAUCUCGGGAAUCGUCUCGGGACUCAUCUUCACCAUGGUCAUCAAGUUCGUGGUCACUGCCUAG